GUAAAACCAAAAGGGCGACAACUUAGUAAAUUUCAUCAUAUGAGAAAACGAGGAUGAAACGACAGUUCUGAUCUGCCGUGAAAAAUGAAGACUGCUGCCGAGUCAGGGAACACGUAGCGAGCUGUGAUGAUGGAGGAUUUAUCCACUCGCAUGGACACUAGUGCGGGGGGGUUCAGUGCCAACUCUCCAAGUCACAUGACUCAGUUCUGAUUCUGCAAAUUGAAAAAACACUUAAUGUCGACGGUGGAAGAUUUAACCCGAGUUUAAAUUUCUAAAAAACACUCUGCAGCCAAAUUCUCUGCCUUCGCUGAAUCACUGUCUGUCCUCAUCUGAUGGUUUCAGACAACGAGUCCAUGAGCAACACAAACUGAAUCAGGCCGAGUGGAAACAAAGAUUUACGGUUAAAUAAAUUAAUCAAAUAAAUUGGGGCGGGUUACAUUAUUAUUACUACGACAGAUCAGAUGAUAAAUGUGAAUUUCCACAACACUAAUUCCAUCGGUGGAUCAACAGAGUCGCUUUCAUUUUUUUAACAGAAUUUAUAUUUUCAAACUCUUAAUUUAUUCACGUCAUUUCCUUUUUGCCUCCUGAUCAGCUACUGUCAACACUUCCGGAUUAUUUUUUCAAAAUAAAAGCCUAGUCGUGAAAGAAAGCCUUUUCCCGACUGUAAAAGUUCUCCAGGUGCAGGAGUGAUGUUUUUUUUUUUAUACUGGUUUAUAAAUUCAGUGGUUCUGUACUUCCAGAUCAUUUUCUUAUGAUGAAUCGUAUAUUUUCCUAUUAAUCACAUGCAAAAUAUUGACUUAUUAAGUUGGUAAACUUCCGUUAAUUUCCAAAUGCAGAGUCGGCACAACCGGCAGGAAACUUUUAAAAUAUGAAGAAUUCUAAACAGAGUUUGGUGGAUUUGUUUCAUCUGCAGGAUUUAGAGGAAACUCUCACCUGCUGCUUCACAAUCCUUUAAUUUAAUGCCCAGUAGCAGGUGAGAGUCGGGGAGUCUGGCUCCAGAGUCAAAGGGCUACUAAUGAGGUUCAUUUAAGAGCACUUGAAAUAAUCAGCUGUUGUUUCUGUUUUCUGUUAUUUUGACGGGGAAAUAAUUGUUUUGUUAAACUGAUCUAUUUUUCCAGGAAUCUUUUCAUCUCUUGAGUCACUAAAAUAUAAUUUCUGUGUAACUAUUCAGGUAUUCAGAACCAGAUGCUGCAAUCGUUUACAUGUGAAAUAUUGCACCAGUUUUUACUGAUUAAAAAUCAAUUCUUCUUACUUACUGUUUUUAUUAAUGUGGCUGACGUGUGACACUGAGCAGUCAAUUAUUAAAUCCAUACAAUGAGCAUAAAUCAGUCAGAUCAACUCACCUCUGCCAUAAUAAAUUCUAUAUUACAUAUUCUAUUAAGUCAAUUCUUUGCACUUUUUAUAUAUGUAUGUAUUUAUAGUUAAAGUUAUAAUAUGAUAAAUACAUUUGACUAAAAUAUGAAUUACAUCUGGCCGACCUUCCUCUUUCCAUAAUAUACAUUUUAAAACUUGUAGAUUCAGAGAAUCUCACCUCAUCUGGUAACUUAAUCCUCAUCUGGUAAAAUAGCUUUAUCUAUAAAUAUUUAUAUAAUUCACUGCAGGUAUUUUAUUGCCUUAUUCUUUAUCAAAUGAUCAAUUCAGUCCCUUUAACAAUAUCAUCAUUUUUCUUUUAACUUUGUUAUAAUUCUUCUGUAAUGAAGCUAUGAGGGAUCAAGAAAUAAAUGUUUAUUUUUUAAACAAAGUUUGAAUACCAAUGGUGUAGAUCUUUAAGUCACACUUACUUUUUAUACAUUCAAACUUUUGGGGUUUGAAUAUUUCCUUCAUUGUAAAAUCAGCCGAAUGUUAGCGAACAUUUUAACUGAAUGUUCUAAAAUCUGAUAAAAUAUUACAGAAGAUAGUUUUGCCACUAUGUUACUUUAGCCACCAGUAGGCGGUGCUGCAGCCCCCUCAGAAUCCCUACUCCCAGUGAAACAACAAAAGCCCCCUGACCAUAAUGUGAUUAAGGACAAUGUGGGGAAAAGAUGUCAUAACACCACCUGACAAAUGUUAGAUUUAUUUUCUUUUCCUUUUCUGUUGAGUCAGAUUUUCACUCAUUUCUACGUCUGUCAUCGUCUGAACUCUGACCCACAAACUCUGGGACAUUAAAGACUUUUUUCAAGUCUUCGGUUAAAAGCAGACGCAACAUUUAAAAACGGCCAACUGGAAAUAAACCAACCCCUGAUGGAUGAGUUUAAAAUCUUGAAAUAAUGAGAUUUAAAGAAGCUUAAAAUCAAAAAGACACAACUCGGUGUGUGAGCUGGACUCUUCUGCCUGGAUGUUCAGCAGGGACGUAAAUACCAGCUUUAAUUUGAAGCAGCAGAAACAUGUGCUGCUCAUUUCUCCAGGAAUCAAAGGUUACUUGUCUUCAGUCAGUCUCAUGCACUGCAGACACAGAUAUGUUUUAUGUUUUUCAACCCAUCUGAUAUUUUAUAAAUAUGUUUGUCCUUAAUCCUUAUUUUUUUAUAUAUCAUAUGAUGUUAAACUAUAUUAUAGUUGAAAAUGAUGAUUUUUACAGUUUAAACUCGCUCUAAACUGAUAUGAAAAUAAAAUGACAUUUGUUUAAAACAUAUUAAGGUUAUUUUUAAUUCAAGCAUAUAGAAGUUGUAAGUCUACUUUUCUUGCAUUUGUGUAAAUCGACAUGUUUGCUUCACACUAUAAAAUAUAAUUUUCUUCUAUCGUCAAUGACAGAAAGAAAAAAACACUUUUAAACUUUCGAAUGAAGAGAAACUUUGACACAGUGAUGUGGUAUAAACAGUAAAUCUCUCUGGAUGUUAACGGUGGCUGUAGUGAAGCCGGGGUUGGGACGGGGCUGGGUCAGAGGAAUUCACACACAGACAACUACUGUGGGAACAAACAGGGUUAGAAGAGAAGGUGAAGCUCAUCCUGUGGGAAACACAACGUCUACACAACCUGUGAGUAUCUGUCUAAAUGUAAAGCUGUUAAACAGAUCGUGUGUUUAGAGGAUCUCAGUGUUUUGUCACCACUUAUUUUCUCUACCAAGCAGUGACUCUCAUAUAUUGAAAAUCUGUAAGGUUUCAUUACAACAGAAAGAUAAACGAGAUUUAACAAUGUAUAACACUAUGUGAAUAUUUAAUGGAGACCUGGUGCAUCUCCUCAAAAUACUGUCCAAUCAUAUUUAAAUACUAUUCAUACUUUAUUCUUUAUAAUGCAUGUACAAAGUGUUUUCUGUUUUAAAUUAUUUUAUUAUUAAUUAUGUUAUGUUUUACUUUGAUAAUGAACAUGUAAUUGAAUCUUUUAUUUAUAGGGUUAGAUUUUAAUGCUUUAUUAUGAUUAUGUUGUACUUGGAUAUUGUACAUAUUUGCAUAUAUAUGUAUAAAGUUUAUCAUUUUAAAACCAUUUUAUGUUCAAUAAGAAUGAUGAUUGCUAACUAUGUAUAGUGAUUUUAUAUUAAGUUCAUUAUUAUGUUUAGAUAGUGUCAGGAGAUGAUAAGAUGCAUCUGUGAUCCCCAUAUUAUUUGUUUAUUUAAGUAUAUAUUUUCAAAUCAUUAUACAUUUUUAUAAAUGUUAAUUUCAAUUUGUGUUUCCUGAUAUUUGAAUAAGUCGUUAACAUGCACGGCCUGUGUUUACAUUCACUUCUGAUAUGAACAGUUUCCAGGGACGAUGGCAAAUCCACAAGUUCCUGUCGCGGCCGUGUGUCCUCUGGGAGACAGUCCGGUUCAGGUUGUCUGUCCUUCAUGUCACCAGGCCGUCCUCACCAAGGUGGACCACACCUCUGGUUUGCUCACCUACCUGCUCUGUGGGGGUCUCUUCUUCUGUGGCUUUGUUUUAGGUUGCUGUCUCAUUCCGUUCUGUGUGAACCGGAUGAGGGACGCCAGCCACUCCUGUCCCACCUGCAAGACGGUUCUGGGGGUUUAUAAACGCUUAUAGCCGAGCUGCAACAAUCGCGUCAUCCAUUUAAAUAGUUGAUCAACAGCAGAUUAAUCACAGCUGUAUGAAUAGUUGAAUUCAAGUUUCUUUUGUCAUUUUUUUUAACAUAAAAAACUAACAUUUGUUGGAUGUUGUGAUUCUUAAAUGUGAGAAUUUGAUGUUUUUCUUCGUCCAAAAAAAUUAAUAAUAAUAAUAACUUUUCUAUCUUUUCUAUUUCUACAUCCAUGUUUGUGUCCCUGUAAAAUGACCUGACAACUUUUUCCCCGCUUCAUCCUCAAUAAAC
Messenger RNA from Pleuronectes platessa (European plaice), 4209 nucleotides. Its product is annotated as lipopolysaccharide-induced tumor necrosis factor-alpha factor homolog. The coding region runs from base 3660 to 3926 and encodes 88 amino acids. The record is from RefSeq and is a predicted model, not a curated record. Lineage: Eukaryota; Metazoa; Chordata; Actinopteri; Pleuronectiformes; Pleuronectidae. The transcript is spliced from 3 exons. Gene Ontology annotation, molecular function: zinc ion binding.